UGGCAACGUCACAAAAUGACGUCAUUUCUGCCAUGACAUGUAUAUGAAUUUUUAUGAUGUAGCUGUAUUUGUUUACUUUUAUGCUUCAUAAUGUGAAAACAAGUGAUAAUGUUGUAUCUGAGGUCUUUAAGUACUCCUAAGAUAUAUUGUCCAUCUACACGAUUUAUAAAACUUUUUAAACGCUUUAUUUUUUAAAUAAGGACAAUGAUAACUGCAGGUGUUAUUAAAAACCAAACUUUUCUGGUGUGGUUAGAGACAUGUCAGUGGCUGACUGAUUGCUACAUCCGUUCUUGAAGUGCAAAUUAAUACGUUGUUGAAAAGUGUAGCAAAUGAUUAUGGAAUGUUGGAAGCAUAUCUUUGGCCUUGAUUAAUACAAGUGUUGGGUGUGCUCUAAAUUUUAUUGAUCGCUUAUAUUUAAAGUAAUUGAAUAAGAUGCCUUUGGUUCAAAGAUUGAUCGAGCCGGUCCACGUGUGUCGAAACACUUUGCCAAUUAAUGAGCGUGGUGCACUGGCUGUCGAUAUUCCUAAUGAGUUGGAGUGUGUAACAAAUGGAACUUUAGCAAAUAUUAUUCGCCAGUUGUCAUCAUUGUCAAAGCAUGCUGAAGACAUUUUUAGUACUUUAUUUAAAGAAUCUAAAGCUAUUGUUGCAAGGACUCAUUCUUUACAGGGCCGUAUUGAUCGGCUGGCCUUAAAAGUUACACAACUAGAUUCUAAUGUUGAAGAAGUGUCUUUACAAGAUAUUCUGAUGCGAAAAGCUUUCAAAAGCUCUGUAAUCUUUGAACAAGCAGUUAUUUCUCGAUCCUCAAUGCCAGCUGCAAUGCGAGAAAUAUAUUUAAGUUGCGGAAAAACUCCACCACUGGAUAAAUUGAAUCCUUACAGAGAGGAUGGAAAAGAUGGACUCAAGUUUUAUACAGAUCCAAAUUAUUUCUUUGAGCUUUGGAAGCAAGAGAUGUUGCAAGACACUGAAAAACUGGCACAUGACAAAGGGAAAAAACCGCACAGACCAAAGCCGGAUGGCAAGCGCCACAAAAAAGUUAGACAACCUCACAACACGCGAGAAAAGUACCGUAUGAUGGCAUCAACGCAAGAUUUCAUUGACAAAUCAAACUAUCCUCAGUCGAAUUACAGUGACACUACACUCAGGACUCCGAGCUUGGUGAGUGACGGAACUGAUGGAGCUCCUGUGCGACCCAAUAGCUUAGAACUGCACAUGCCCUAUCUCGAACAAGAUGGGAGUUACGGGAGCCCGGCGAAUCAUUACCCUCCUCCACCUCCUGCUUAUUCUGAAUACCAACCUCAAGCAUAUCCCCAGCAGAAUGUUCAGCAGCAGCAGAAUUAUCCUCCACCUCCUCCAUAUUCAGUGAACUCCCCAGAUCACAGAGCUUGCUCUAACAACAGCACUCCGACUAGGCAGAGUCGAGGGAAUUCCAGACCAUCGCAACCUCCUCCUGCACCUCCAGUGCCUGGCACCAAUGGCACUGCUACUCCUCCAAUGUCUGCCGGUGGAACACCGUCUAGUGGUGCUGGCCGAUACAGACUAAAUAGCCACUCUAGAGAUACGCUUCCUCCACCACCUCCUCCUCCAGAAAAUGCUACCGUCAAUGGUUUUCAGCCGAAUCACAUGGCUUCCCUCUACUUAACUCAAAAACCUGUGCCAAUGGUUCCCAUGGGAGCAAAUCAUAUCUUAAACCAGGCCUCUCGUAGGGACACUCCAAAUCACCAUCCUCAUUUACUGAAUCACAUGUCUAUGGCGAGGGAUCACACACCGCCACCUGACUCUCUAAGCUUAACUUCUGACUCCUUAGAUCUUCCUCCGCCGCCACCUAUGCCAGAUGGUGACUUAGCCUGCGUUCCACCUUCACCUCCUCCACCACCACUUCCCAAUGCCAACAAUUCUGCACUUUUGCCUCCUCCUCCGCCUCCUCUUCCGUCAGACAAUCCAGUGAAUGCAAUCGGUAACAGGGUGUCCGACCUGAGGAUUCAGGAGGCUCGAGGUAUCGCUUGCGAGCCCACCAGCACUGGAUCCAGCAAGAACAGUGACGAAACGGAUUCGAAAUCUCGGUCUCCGGGGCAAGGGGCUGGUAGGAGUGAUCUAUUAGCUGCUAUUCGUGAAGGUAUUAAAUUGCGUAGAGUAGAAGACAUAAAGCAGAAGGAAGUUGAUAAAGCUGCCCCUCUGCAUGAUGUUGCUUCCAUAUUGGCCAGGAGAGUAGCAAUGGAAUUUUCUGAUUCAGAUUCUGCAUCUGAAAGUGAAUAUGAUAGUGAAGGUUGGGGUGAAGAAGAUGCAAGUGAAUGUUAACUUCAGAGAGAUCAAGAUAUGCAAGUGCACAUCAUUUUGUAUACUUUUUCCAUAAUUAUAUAUGGUCCAAAUUAAAUAGUAUUUAAUAUCUGUAGCUGACAUUUUUAUACUCUAACUGCUUAUUAAACUUAUAUAAAAAGGAAACAUUUCUAUCUAUGGUAUCUCUUUUUGACAUAUUUUACUGAAACUUUAAUAACUCUAUUUUUUUGGAAAUGUAAAUUCAUUUCUUAGUAUUUACUGAAGCAUGAAGCAAUUUAUUGUUGCAAAACUUAUAUUGAUCCAUUUGAAAACUUGGCAGAAGUUUUUGUAACAUUUUUGUCUAUAAAAUACAAUAUUUGUGAUAUUAGCAUUAAUUUUGGUAAACUAUACUUGUUUCAAAGUAUCACCCUUGUGCGGAAUCUUUUGAAAUGUAUCUUUUAAGUACUUUUGCCUACUAAUUAGUAACAUAAUUUUUUACGGUUUUGAAAUUUAGUGAAUCAUGCUGAAAUAUUUAGAGAAUAACUGUAGAAAGUAUUUUGAAGUUAACGGCAAAUGCUGCUGUUGAUACAGUUUCAUUAUUUUGUUAAAAAAAACUUACUGAAACUUAAAACAAUGUUAUGUUUCAAUAAAUAUGUUCUUCAUAUUUUCAUAAAGUUCUUCCAUUUAUAAGAAAAAUUGAAGUGCAGCAGAGUUUACUUGAUUUCAAAAUUUCUGCUUGUAAAUUAAUUUAAAGAUUUUAACUUUCACUAAGGCAGAACUGCAAUUUUUUUAGGAAGUUAAAUACAUAAUAAUUAAGUAUUUCAUUUACCUUGCAUAACUUUUAUUAAUAUUUUUUUUAAGGAUUUUAUUGACGUAAAUAGGCAUAAGGAAAA
Molecule: messenger RNA, 3146 nt
Organism: Parasteatoda tepidariorum (common house spider)
Lineage: Eukaryota; Metazoa; Arthropoda; Arachnida; Araneae; Theridiidae
Biological process (GO): actin cytoskeleton organization; positive regulation of Arp2/3 complex-mediated actin nucleation
Cellular component (GO): cytoskeleton; SCAR complex
Molecular function (GO): actin binding; Arp2/3 complex binding; protein kinase A regulatory subunit binding
Source: RefSeq, a predicted model, not a curated record